Messenger RNA from Alosa alosa (allis shad), 2586 nucleotides. RefSeq names its product shisa family member 8b (gene shisa8b). Gene Ontology annotation, biological process: regulation of AMPA receptor activity; regulation of short-term neuronal synaptic plasticity. NCBI's taxonomy places the organism in Eukaryota, Metazoa, Chordata, Actinopteri, Clupeiformes, Clupeidae. The transcript is spliced from 4 exons. Gene Ontology annotation, cellular component: AMPA glutamate receptor complex; dendritic spine membrane; postsynaptic density. The record is from RefSeq and is a predicted model, not a curated record. Bases 831 to 2189 code for a protein of 452 amino acids.
UGGAGCGCGGAGUGCUCCGUCAAACGAGAGGGGAUUUCAUUUGGAUUCAGAACUGUUGCUUUUUUUUUCUCUCCGGAGCUUAACACCGGCACCCUGAGUAGCAAUAACUGGAUUUAAGGACCGAAGCACCUGUUUGAACCUUUACCUGACUAUGACGUUCCCAGGAUAAUCUAGAAAAAGAAGGAGGAAAUCUAGAACAAAACUGUGGAAGUGAGGAUGUUUUUCCUGGGAAAGGGACGGAACUUCAAAACAAUCGCAGGAGUCCAGACUGUUGGGGGAUGUACGUUCGGGUCGGUGAAGAAUUCUGAUGUGUACUUUAAAGGUAUACAAGACCAAUGUGUUUCCAGUGAGCGGUGCUGUUGAGGAGACCACGGUAAGGUAGUGGCGUUGAAGUGACAAGUUUUUCUGGGAUGCUCUGACUGAUACAUUUUGACAUGAGAUGAGUCGUUCAGAAGAUGCUGCCUUUCUGUUGAAACUUGCUGAAGGCUAAUUCCUUAUCUCUAAUUUUGGAUGUUUUUGGGUGGUAAGCAUCAAGGAAACUGAAUUAUAUAAGAAACUUUUUUUAAUAGUAUUUUAGCUUUGCAUUACUCAUCUGACAUUUUCAACUAUGUGAGUAAUUUUUCCGCUUGGAAAAUCAUUCCUGGGCUCAAACAUCAUCUUCAUAAACAGUAAGAACAACAGCACCACCACAAACAGCUGUAAUGAGGAAAAGCCUUGAGCUUCUCUGGGGAAUUUUGAUUUUUAGGUGAAAACGCUUAAGAAAAAGCUCUCUCGCUGACAAUUGUCUUUUAACCCCUUCAGGCUUCUCUUCUCUGUGGAGUGGGUUUGUAAUGCGCUGUGUGUGUUUGAGGGUGAAGGGGAUCAGAAUGAUGUCUGACUCUGUUCUGCUGCGAGUUCUCCUCAUGUCACUGCUUGGGUGUCGCUCCCUGGCCCAGGAGGACGCCACCACCGACCUGGACAUGACCACCGCCAAUCAAACGGAGGUGACCUCCUUCACCCCGGUGACCUCUGAGUCGGCGGACGACACCCUCCUCCUGACCCUAACUACCCCGACCAUGGAGGUGGAGGAGGAGACGGUCCCGUCAACGGGCAUGCGCUGCCAAGGCUACUACGACGUGAUGGGCCAGUGGGACCCGCCGUUUAACUGCACGGCAGGCGUUUUCCUCUACUGCUGCGGCACCUGCUUCUACCGCUUCUGCUGCCAGUUCCGCCAGCAGCGGCUGGACCAGACGUCCUGCUCCAACUACGACACGCCGCUUUGGGCCAACACGGGGAAGCCUGUGAUCACCGUCACCGACCAGGCCGACGUGGAGCGCGACCGCACGCACAUGAUCGUCUACAUCAUCUGCGGUGUGGUGGCCAUCAUGGUGCUGGUGGGCAUCUUCACUAAGCUGGGCCUGGAGAGGAGCCGAGGAGGGCAGAACGACCUGAGCAACAGCAGGACCCUGCAGGAGCUGCUGAAGCAGCCGGGAGUGGAAGUGAAUACAGUGGACAGCAACGUGAACAACAACCCCUCCCAUGGGGCCAAUGGCUCAGCCAGGAUGCUGCGCAGCCGGAGUGAGCAACACCACCUUAACAGCUCUGCGUAUACUCCGUUUGGACACACCAUGGGCCUCCCACAUCACCAGAGCAACCUCAGCAUGCCCGGCCUCAACAAGUACACCUCCCUGAAGGCAGUGGCUGACACUGCCAACCGCAGCUACUACAAAAGCUACCCGCUCAUGGACUUCGCGCAGUACCAGACGCAGCCCAUAGCCUUCCAGCCCAUCCCCAUGCACUUCAAGGACAAGUCCUACCUCCACCGCGUGCCCCCGGGCCACCACCACGACUUCCACGCCCCACUCUCCAUUGCCAUCCCCCCGCCCCACCUGGAGCGGGCACGCAUGCCCAAGACCACCACCCACCCCCUGCUGGCCAGCUCGGCCUUCCGGGCAUGGGACUCGUCGGGCCGGGGCCACGUGCACCGGCAGACCUCACACCCGGGCCACCCGUCAUACCCGGCACACUCGGCGCACCCGGCGCACUCGGCGCGCCGGCAGACCUACGCCAGCAGGAGGCAGUACAGCAUAGAGGCCUUGCACGAGCUCUUCCCCCAUUCGGUCAGCUACGGGAGCCACCUGUCCCACCACCAGUACCAACCCAAGUACAAGGGCUACACCACCAACAGCAAGACAGAGGUCACCGUCUGAGAAGAGUGGAGGAGAGUGAGCGUGUGGACGGGAGUGGACACUGUGGAGAAGUUGUUGGAGUCACACGAGUAAGCUAUUCAGUGGAACUCAACUGCAGUUACAAAAUGGAUGAGCAUAUAACAAGGGACUUGCUUUUCACUUGUUUCUCCGUCUUGGCUGUCCUGUCCACUGUGCGUCAUUCCCCUUAUGGACAUUUCUUUCUUUUCCCUCGAGCUCUCCCUCUAUCUCUCUCUCUCCCUCCAUCUCUCGCUCUGCACCAACAGGCACUGCACCCUCCUCCCUCUUCACAGUGUUGAGGUGCGUUUUCAGGUCGUCUGGCGCCACGUUAAGCAGUUUCCUCCCGGGGGCCACACUAACUCAAUGAGCAUGACGCUACCAUCACAUCAGCUUCAAUCAG